CAGUUGUAUAUCGGUUUCGAUAAUAUCCACUCGACUUUCUUACUUAAUUUCCGUCGCGGUCCGUCGUCAGUGCGAGGCAACCGGUUAACCUGUCGACAUAUGCAAAGCGGGAAUCUCGCCGGUCUUGCCAAAAACUAAAUACAAUACUUAUACUGACAUUAUAAAAUAUACAUAUAUAUAUAUAUAUAUAUAUUCGACAACAACAACGGCAGCAAUGGCCAAAGUCAACGCGAUACUCAUACCCGACGGUUCGUUUUCGUUCACAGACGGCAUCGACGGCCAUCAGAAAGACAUGGACUUGUUCGCUUUCAUGUUUUUCGCGUGUUGUCUAGAAGUUUUUCUGUUCAAAUAUUUUGCCAUAUCUUUUUAAACUACUAUACCACACGGCAUAAUAUAUAUAUAUAUAUAUAUAUAUAUUACAAUAUAAUACAAUACACGGCACGCCUAGUCGUUAGGACGAUGCGCUUAAUCAAUUCGCAUAACGUGGUCCAACGCGAAAUCCUCAACAAGAAACUAAAGUUGAAAGUGGCGUCCACCGACGGAGGCGAAGACCAUGAAACGUUUGUCGAAGUCCGCGACUAUCUGGAACAGCUAGUGGAAGGGCUAGUGGACGGAGGCCUGGACGAUGUAUGUCUUACGCCACUAUCCACUCACCCGGAAUACAUGUCGAUAUGUUGGAAGUAUCACGAAAAGUUGGCCACCACGCUCACUGCGGCCAUACAAGCAAUCGUCAAAGAAUCCGACGACUUCGAAAAAAUACCCGAAAGACUUAGAGUCAUUUUGGACGAGCUGUACAGCGACGUUGAACAUCUUCCCGAGCUGCAGUCUGCUCAGAAAAAAUGCGUCGUUCCGCUGGCCGAAGAUUUGGACGAGAAGAACUAUGAAGAUUUGCUGGCCACGGCCAUACUGAACAAGAUCGUUUCCAACAGUCAGACCAAAAAACGCGUUUCCGACGGAAACCCCAGGUACGGAAAACUUCCGACGAGAAGUUCUGGUUCCAGUUUGAACUCUUUGUGCUCGAAACGAACAGAUGAUUCCUGGGGCAGUAACGCUAGCCCCGAACGACUCUCUUUUACAGUCGAAGAACGCGUGGCACAAGUGACGACCACCAGCUAUAACCACACAUAUUCGGACGUGGAGGGCGACUACGACGACGGAUACAACGAGGGCGACGACGACGACGACGAGAGAUCCCAGUCGACCCUCGGCAUAUUCAUGUCGAACGCCAAGCUGUUGAGAGGACACAAAACUCCUCUGCCCGAUUUCGGAUCCGACGUGGUCGACGACUGUAGCGGCAUCGACGUGGACGAUCGCGGCCUCGGCGCCAAAGUGGAUUCGUGGGAAGACAAUUGGCUGUUCCAAAAGAAAAAACACAACCGAAACGACACCGGUUCCAACAACGGCUACCACCAUCAUCCCGUGCCGGUGCCGAUGUUGGUGCCCAACCCUUGCGACGACAGCAGGCCUUUGAUCGGUGACCGGGACGCCGACGAAACGUCCGAAUUGUCCGACUACUCCAACUCGGCUCUGGACGAACUCCUAGAACUCUCCGACAGCCAAGAAUCAGAGCUAAUCAAACCGUCCGAAAUCGACGGCCGAUCUAUAGAUCAGUUGACGUUCGAAGGCCCGAGUAGCGAGGAAGACAAUCCGUUGAACUGGGAUCCUGUGGUGGAGGCUUGCAACAAGCACGUGGCUUUGUCUCAGGCCGACUCGGGUCAAGGAUCGUUGGAACUACACAGGGACUACGACCAGACAGUGGAAAUUGUCGAAGUCAUCGAAAAGCCGGUGCCUAGGCCAAGGUCGAGUUUGAACGCGAACAUCGAAAACCAGCCAACAAGACAAGACGAAAGCAGUUGCGACGAAUCACUGCCACCCAGACCGGGCACAAUAGCGGCACGAGAACAUUCGAAAUGGGAGAACGCAGUGCCUAUGGCCAACAAUCCGUAUUCUGCAGAAAAUAUCGAAAAAAGGAAGUACAAGUCCAAGUUUUCGAGUAGGAGUGGCAGCGACUCUUCGCUGGACUUGACCAACGUGAACGAUCCGUCUAAACCGAUGAAGAUCGUUUGCAGCCCCAAGUUACCGGAUAGCCAGAAAUACGGUCGGGACUUCUACAUAAACAACAGUGCGGACGGUGCUGGUUCCAAGGGAAAACAGACGAAGGUGUCCAAGCUGGUGGGACAGAUGGAAGACAACGGUGGACAGACUUUGGACUUUGAACGGAAGCAAACUAUGGACAACGUGGUCAGGGUGUGCUCUUGGUCGGACAGACAAGACGGUAGUCCGCUGCCGAGUCCCACGGCAGGCAGAGACUCGAGCGGCGACGACGAAUUCCACAUGCCUUCGGUCAAAGAGUUGGCCAAACAGUUUUCGUCACACAUCGUGCAAAGCAAAGCCACUUCGUUCAAACAAGUGCACAGUUUGACGGCCAGAAGCAUCCGCAAGGAGUUCAGAGAAGGAUUGGGACUGAAAGUACGUCAGAAAAAUGGUCAAAACUUAAAAAACGAUUCGGACGACAGCGGAAACGGUUCGGCCAUUUUGGCCGACGACGUCAACACACUGGAAUAGGCCACAACGACGAUAAUGAUUAUUGCUAUUUAAAUUAUUGCAUAAGUACUUUGUUUGUAAUGCGUUGAACGAUUAGUGUUUUUUUUUUCUUCUAAUAAUUUUUGUUGUUAUUAUUAUUAUUAUUAUACGCUUACAAUAUUAUGUUUAUUGUGAAUAUUAUUGCAGUUAAAGGAAACAAUAAAAAUUAUAUUAUAUCAUA
This is a messenger RNA of Adelges cooleyi (spruce gall adelgid), 2764 nucleotides long. RefSeq lists its product as uncharacterized. NCBI's taxonomy places the organism in Eukaryota, Metazoa, Arthropoda, Insecta, Hemiptera, Adelgidae. The coding region runs from base 460 to 2565 and encodes 701 amino acids. The transcript is spliced from 19 exons. The record is from RefSeq and is a predicted model, not a curated record.